AUGUCCUCUGCUAGCAGCGUCUUCGUGCAGAACCUCGAGUCCUACCUCACCCGCAUCCGCGAGAUCCCCGGUCUCUUGAUGCGCCUGCCGAAGAAAACCCGCUUCGAAGAGGUUGCGCACAUCCUAAACGGCAUCGCCAACGACGUCCAGCGUACCCGCUCGCUCAGUGCCCCAGCAAACGCAGUCCCCAACAUCACGCCGUCAGAGGUAUGCAUGGCCAAUAACAUCGUCUCGACUCUUCGUGCUCAAGCCCUCAUUCUUCAGGCUGGCGAGGACAAUGGAUACGGUGUGACUGCUGCGCUGGAGGGUCUGUUGGAUGGCAUCAAGGAAAUUCGUGCUAGUGAAUGUAUUUCCUCCUUGCUUAGUCCAGGCCGUUUCCAUAUCGACUGA
Penicillium argentinense is the source of this 390-nucleotide messenger RNA. RefSeq lists its product as uncharacterized. The record is from RefSeq and is a predicted model, not a curated record. The transcript has a single exon. NCBI's taxonomy places the organism in Eukaryota, Fungi, Ascomycota, Eurotiomycetes, Eurotiales, Aspergillaceae. Bases 1 to 390 code for a protein of 129 amino acids.